Molecule: messenger RNA, 4609 nt
Organism: Cimex lectularius (bed bug)
Lineage: Eukaryota; Metazoa; Arthropoda; Insecta; Hemiptera; Cimicidae
Gene: aop
Product: ets DNA-binding protein pokkuri
Exons: 9
Coding region: 512-1975 (487 amino acids)
Biological process (GO): regulation of transcription by RNA polymerase II; cell differentiation
Cellular component (GO): nucleus
Molecular function (GO): DNA-binding transcription factor activity, RNA polymerase II-specific; sequence-specific DNA binding
Source: RefSeq, a predicted model, not a curated record
UAGCGCUCCGCCGAGAGGACCGCCGACCAGCUUAUCUCUUCCCAUUCGGCUGUUCGACUCACUUCAGCUGUUCCGCCUCUCAUUCCAUUCGUCCGUACGCUCCAUCCAACAUCCCGUCUCUUGUGCUUCCUCCGCCGGACCGACAAUGUCUCGUCUCUGUGCUACCUCUGUGAUAUUGGAAAAACAUAGUGGAACCCGAGGCUAGUGUUUAAGUGCAAGUGAAUCCUAUUCAACGAUUCAACCUUUCACUCCCGGACUGGAGGAUUUUUGAAUUUUUUUAUUUUAUUUUGUUUAUUUUUCGAUAAAUACUUGGAUUAAAUCGCCGGAUGUAUUUUCACCUCUUCAGUCUUCCCAUCAGGAAAGCCGUUGUCCUGCCAAACGCUCUGCACUAGAGGAACAGAAAUCGAAAGAGUAAAAUGAUUGUCCCGUGAGAGAAAAAUAGACAAAUUCUUCUGAAGUUGACGCUGAAAGAGAUGUUAAAUUAAUAGAAACCCUCGGCAGAGAUAGAGUCAUGAUCACAGACAGCAAAAGUCGUUCAAACGGAUCCAGAAGCAAACAGGAGGCUAUGAAGCUGGUGCUCCUAAGUGGCAACCGUGGUGGGUCAAAUAUGGAAAGAGUACCCAUUUUUAAUCAUCCUGAGCUAUUUUGGAGAUACCCAUUGGGAUUCCAACCUUCAACUCAUUCUUAUCCCCAGUUUGAUUUUAAAACACAACUUCCAACGUCUUUAGCGAGUGAUCCAAGGCUGUGGUCAAGAGAAGAUGUCGUCGCAUUCCUACGUUGGUGUGAAUAUGAGUUUGAUCUUCCUAGAUUCGAUAUGGACUUCUUCCAAAUGAAUGGAAAAGCUCUCUGCUUGCUGACGAAGUCAGAUUUGAACGAGAGGAGUCCUGGCUGUGGGGAUGUUCUUCAUAAUGUUUUGCACUUGCUUAUGAGAGAGAGGCUCCCUUCUUCCCCUAUAACACCACAUUUCCCCCUAACGCCUACAUGGGCUAUGCCACCUGCGAUAGAAUUCCCAGCUUCUCAGAAUUCCGUCACACUUAGCCCAGCACCAUCUUUGGAUAGUCAGGGGUCGCCUAGACAGCCUGAUCAGAACCCCAACUUGAACCUUGCAUCAUAUCCUUCCGUAAUAAAUUACCAGUCAGGUCAUAGCGGUAGUUCAGGAAGUGCACCUUCCGAUUCUGAAGGAGAAGAACCAAAUAGUCCAAAUGCUCAAGCAGCUGUUUCAAGCCCUCAGCCUCAGUCACCGUUGAAUGUGAAACCACAAAUUUUCUUCCCUUCUGAUAAUAUAUCAGAACCAAAUACAAAUGGUAGAUUGCUGUGGGACUUUUUGCAACAGUUGCUAAAUGACUCAUUACAACGGUACACGUCGUACAUCGCCUGGAAAAAUCGAGAAGCAGGUGUAUUCAAAAUUGUCGACCCUCCUGGACUAGCCAAGUUAUGGGGCAUACAGAAAAACCAUUUGUCAAUGAAUUAUGACAAGAUGUCCAGAGCUCUGCGGUAUUAUUAUAGAGUGAACAUUCUGAGAAAAGUGCAAGGAGAGAGGCACUGUUAUCAAUUCCUAAGAAAUCCAAGUGAGUUAAAGAGCAUCAAGCACAUUUCAUUAUUGAGAAAUCAGAUGAACAAUCAGCAACCGCAUCAACCAGUGCCUGUCCAUCAGCUGCAGGCACCUCAAACACAACUUCUUCCUCCUCCUCAGCAACAACAGCAGCCCCAGCAACCUCCGCCUCCUCCACCCCAGCCUCCACAGACUCAGCCUCAGUCACAACAACAACAACAACCAGCGACGGGACAACCCAACAAUGUCCACUUCAAGUCUGAAUUUGAAGACGAACCUACAGAUUUGAGCACGCAUGCCCAUAGCAAUGGUAAUAUGAGUGCAGAAUUACAGCUUAGCCUUCUCAGGGACAACUAUCACUUGGCACAAGCCGAAGAUCUAAGCCUCUCUCACACUCAAACUGUUAAAACUGAAGCAUCAUAAUUGUUUCAAGACAUAAUUUGUUGUUGCAUAAAAAAAUUUAAAAAAUAUAAAAAAAUUUAAAAAAUUCUAGGAAGGAAGGAUGCUUGUUUCAUACAUUGUCUUUUCUUUUUAAAUAUUACUUUAAUUUCUUUUCAAUUAAUUAUGUGGUGUUUCAGAAUAUUUUUCAUACAUUUAUAUAUGUCAUGCAUUAAACGCAUGCAUAUGUUUUGAAUAAAUGCUGUUUUGGCUUAUUUAAAAACAAAAAAAAGACUAAAACUGUUUCCUUAAGCCCAAAUAUAGUCAGAACAAUUGACAAUAUUACAAUCUAGUUGCUUAGAUAUACGGUUUCGUUUUUCAAAUGAUUUGACCAAGAAAGGAAGAGUAUUUUUAUGGUUCAUUAUUAUGCUCUUAUUAAUAUUUUCAUUAAGUUUAUAAAAAGUUAGUUUAGUUUGUACAUUAGUACAUUGAAUAAUAUAGCUGUAUGUUGCUAAUAGCGAGAAAAAAAAGUAAGUGAUUGUCAAAUUUGCAAUUUAAGGCUUUGCGAGUUGUUUAGCCUUAAAAGUUACCACACUUUAAACGAGUAAGCUUUAAAAGAUAUUUUUCUUUCAUACAGAUUGUUUUAGUAGCUUUGUAUGUUUAAAAUUAUCUAAUCCCUAGUAGAUAUCAUUAUAAAACUUUUAUCGAGUAAGGCAUAAGAAAAAUUUUGUUUUUAAGUUUAUCUCUUUUAGUUAUAAGUUAAAAGUUCCUUUUGAUGAGAAUUUACAUUUAAAAAAAAGUGAAACUGGCGAAUUUCUUACAUAUCAUUAUAUGUUGUGUUUGUUGUAAGUUUGCAAAAGAAAAAAACUUACAAUUAAGCACGUUAUUUUGACAUUGAACUGUGUUGUCAAAAUAAAAGAAAUUUAGUAAUUGUAAUUUUGAACUGCUUUACAACCAUUUGACAUGGUAAGGACCAAAACAAGUAUUCAGUGUUAAUUUGCUAAUCUUGAAUAUAUUUUACAACGAAAAAAAAAAAAAAAAAAAGAUUUGUUGGAUUCCGAUCCUCAAAUUAAGUUAAUACGAAUUUUAUAGGUUUAUUCAAGGCUAGAAGUUGUAAAUAAAUGUUGAAAAUGAUAUUAAAAAAAAAAAAAAAGAUGUUAUAUUAUAGUUUAUUGAGUGGGAACGUUUGUCAUAUUAAAAGUGAAUUUGUGGACUAUUUUAAAAAAUGUGACAUUGAAUGAGACGGACUUUAAAAUACAGGUUAUAAAUUAUUACAUUUGUAUGAGAUUAUUAAACAAAGUAUGUCAUGCAUAUGUUUUUGAGCUGAACAACGAAUCGAAUGGGUGAUCUCCUUUUAUCUCAUUCGAAGAGAGAAAAUUAUCUAAAGUAUCAAUAAGAAAAAAAUUAUUUAAUUUUUGCCUCUCAAUAAAAAAAUUAAUAAAUUAAAAAAUAUAUAUAGCUGUUACCUCUUUACUCUUUGUUAGAUUUAUUUUAAUAAAAAUGGGAACAUUGAUGUACAGGGUGUUUUUUGUUCCGUUUGCCAAAUUGUCAGGAUGGUAAAUAGCUUUAUAAUCAUCAUGAUCGGUAUCGCAAAAUGAUGAAGAAACGAUGGCCGUUAAACUAUCUACAUUCUUGUACAAUUUUGGAACUCGAUUCAUAUAUUGUUUAAAACAUUCUCAAUAUAUAUUGUAUAUAAAUAUUUUUUAGAAAAUCUGACAAGUGAGAAUUUUGUAAUACAAUUUGUUUUCUGUUUUAUGAAUGUUAUUUUAGUUUAUUGAUUAAAGUUUACUGUUUAUCUUAGCGGAAAAUAUAAACAUAUAUGUUUGAAGAACCAUGAUUUAUGUUUCUUUAUCCACCAGAAAAGUAAAAUGGUAAAAUAAUAUAUCAGAAUUAGAUGCAAUAGUAAAAAAUUAAUUGGAACGAAAUUCAUUAAAAAUUUCUAAAGAAUAGGUGCUACACAACAAAUACGAAAGGUCUUUCAAUUGACUAAAAGAUUUAUAUUAUUUUGUUAUCUUAUUUUCCCCGUCUAUGGUGAUUUUUUUUUUCAAUUUUAAACCAUAUUCUGUGCCAAUUAAUUGUAUGCUUUAUGCAGCUUUGAACAAGCAGUGUGUUCAUUAUUUAGAGUAGUAAAUAACUUUAUUAACAAUAAUGCAUUUUAUUGUUUUUAUUAUAAUAGUUCUUCAGUGGCCUUCACAUACAUAAUUUGUGAUUUGGUGUGGCCUUUUAAACAUUUGUCUAAUACCGUUAAUAAGGAAAGUACGAAGACGUACCUUUCAUAAAAGUGGCUUAUUAUUUACUUCUAUAACAAUACUAUUUGAACAAUAAAUUUUGUGAUAGAUUCCACGUAUGUUUUUUAGUCCAUGUAAUUUGUAUAUGUUAUUGUUAGGCAUUCUAAACAUCUAGAGUGCAUACUAGUUAUUAAAUAAAAUUAUAUGUAAAUUGCUGUACAUUCCAUGAGGAACAUUUGCACCAAACAUAUUCUGGUUUUUGUUUUUCUUUUUAUUUCAAAAAAAAAAGUUUCAUGUAAGUUGCAUUUUAUUUCUGUUGUGAUCUCUAAUGAGUGGUAAAUUAAGUUAAGGCCAUGGUAUAUCUGGAAAACUGUCGGCUCAUAAAAUUACAUAUAUUUUGAACUUUUGUAGAUAUACAUAUAAGCUUUAAUAAUAAAUUUUUGUCUACCAA